Molecule: messenger RNA, 714 nt
Organism: Microthlaspi erraticum
Lineage: Eukaryota; Viridiplantae; Streptophyta; Magnoliopsida; Brassicales; Brassicaceae
Source: the annotation of a GenBank genome assembly
AUGAAUGACGCUGAUGUUUCCAGUCAGAUCCAUCAGAUGGUCAGGUUUAUCCGCCAGGAAGCUGAAGAAAAGGCCAACGAGAUCUCUGUCUCCGCCGAAGAGGAAUUCAACAUUGAGAAGUUGCAGCUCGUUGAAGCAGAGAAGAAGAAGAUAAGACAAGAGUAUGAGAAGAAGGAGAAGCAAGUCGAUGUCAAAAGGAAAAUUGAUUACUCAAUGCAACUGAACGCAUCGAGGAUCAAAGUGCUACAAGCACAAGAUGACAUUGUCAAUGCAAUGAAAGAAGAAGCAGCAAAGGAGCUUCUGAAAGUUAGCCAACAUGGCUUCUUCAAUCAUCAUCACCAUCAGUACAAACAUCUCUUGAAACAUCUCAUUGUUCAGUGUUUGCUUAGACUGAAAGAGCCUUCAGUGUUGUUGCGUUGUCGUGAAGAAGACCUUCACAUGGUGGAGUCAAUGCUUGAUGAUGCUACUGAAGAAUAUUGCGAGAAAGCAAACGUGCAUGCUCCUGAGAUCAUAGUAGACAAAGACAUUUUCCUUCCUCCUGCUCCUUCCAAAGAUGAUCCUCAUGCUCCUUUCUGUGCUGGAGGAGUUGUGUUAGCUUCUCGUGACGGCAAAAUCGUGUGUGAAAACACUCUUGAUGCAAGAUUGGAGGUCGCGUUCCGCAAGAAUCUUCCCGAGAUCCGAAAGUCGCUCUUUGGGAAGGUAGGUGCAGCUUGA